AUGAAAGAUAAGCAAGACUAUGAUCAAGACGAGGAGUUACUCCUAGGUUGCAACAAUAAUGCAUAUCCAUUACCAGGGCAAUAUCAAAGUGAUACACCGUAUAGUCAGCUUGAUGAGCUCUCCAAAGCUUCAUUGCUACAUGACAAAAGAUAUCUAUUUGGUGUUAGGAUUGAUGGUGACAAUGGUCCAAGAUGGGGAACGCACCAAGUGGCUCAACAUACUUCAACUCUACCGCUCGGUAUUCAAGAAAUUAAUAAUAUUGAGUCUGAAGUUACCACAACAGAGAACGACCGCGACACCAACUACGUCCAUAAAGGAUGGCUCAUUUCUGCUCUACAAGACAAGUCACCGUGGACUUUGUCCAGAAUGCUCCGCAUCGAACUUUUGGUUCAGGACCUAUCGCCGAUUGCAGAGCUUGAGGAUGCGUUUUCCAAAGCUUUGAACCUGCCUACUCAAUUUGAGAAGGCCAAUGCCACCUAUCGGGUGUUUGAGAAUUGGGGCGACGUUGUUCCUUUGGUAUUUGAUAUUGGGGUGUCUUUGACGGUAACCGAUUCCGAAUCAAUUGCAAUGAAUUAUUUGGCGGAACAAUCCUAUCUAGGACUUCAAAGGCUAUCAAUGUCGGCAACAGCUAGGAUCUCCACACAGGGCGGACACCCAACUAUGCUACAAAGUGAAGACAAUAUCCGGGAAUGGCUAGGCAAAUCAGGUUUGCUCAUUCUUAAUUAA
Messenger RNA from Rhizoctonia solani, 726 nucleotides. Its product is annotated as J domain-containing protein. The record is from RefSeq and is a predicted model, not a curated record. The coding region runs from base 1 to 726 and encodes 241 amino acids. The transcript has 9 exons. NCBI's taxonomy places the organism in Eukaryota, Fungi, Basidiomycota, Agaricomycetes, Cantharellales, Ceratobasidiaceae.